GCGCGCUUAGUUGUGCGUGAUCGGGUAGAAGAAGUGGUGGUCGCACGAGUCGACGCACGAGUGGCACAUGGCGCCGAACGUGCCGAGCAUGGCGGCGCGGCCGUUCUGGAGCUCGCACGUGAGGGCGCGGUUGCGCGCCGUGACGUCCUCGAUCUGCGUCGUGAACGGGUAGCCGCCCGGGAUCGUGCCGACGGAGCCGUCGUAGCCGCCCGGGAGGUUCUGCGGGCCGCCCGUGUACUGGGCCGCGGGCAUGGCGCCGAUCUCGGCGAAGCCGGCGAAGGCGACGAUCUGGAAGAGUCCGAACACGGGGAUGUUCGAGAUGGCCGGGAAGCCCAUGCCGUCCUUGAGGAUGUCGGCGAACUGGACCGAGCCGUCGAGGUUGAUGGAGCCCGGGAAGGUGACGCCGAGCUCCUCGACGAUCAUGCCGAUGAACGCCAUCAUCGCGAUGCGGCCGUGCUUGAUCUCGACGGCGCGGCGGCGCGCGAGGCCCUCCUGGUCCUCCCAGAAGGGACCCGUCGGCUCGAUCGGCCCGGGGUCGACGCCGAUGUCGGCCGUCGUGUCGACGGCCGCGCGGGCCGGGGCGCCGCCGCCGCCGCCGAAGUUGAAGGCGGCGGCCGGGGCGGCGAGGAGGGCGAGGGCGAGUUUGGCCAUUUUAUAUCUGCGGUGCGGCGUGAGUUUUGAGACGGCCGCGGCGGCGGAAGGCGUCCCCCCGGCGCUGAUGUGUUUUUGCGCCCGGAGGCAACAGAUCAGCGCGCAGCUUCCUUGCGGCAGCGUAGCAUGACUGGGUUACCCGGUUGCGCGCGCCGUCGGUCCGCGGUGUGCUUCGCGCAUGCCAAUAGCUGCCUACUGCAGCCGCGGCACGCGCACCACCGCAGAGCGCCGCGGGCAUGGCGCGUUGCCGUAGAAGCGGUUGCAAACGCGUGGCACAACUGUGGACUUUCGCGGGGACGCCGGUGCACGCAAUAACUUGGAUCUUCUAUGAGCAGGAGCGAGAUAUUAGGCCUCGGCUGCGGGAGC
Molecule: messenger RNA, 1017 nt
Organism: Pelagomonas calceolata
Lineage: Eukaryota; Pelagophyceae; Pelagomonadales; Pelagomonadaceae
Source: the annotation of a GenBank genome assembly